This is a messenger RNA of Ruditapes philippinarum (Manila clam), 1268 nucleotides long. RefSeq lists its product as uncharacterized. NCBI's taxonomy places the organism in Eukaryota, Metazoa, Mollusca, Bivalvia, Venerida, Veneridae. Gene Ontology annotation, cellular component: nucleus; cytoplasm. The coding region runs from base 106 to 648 and encodes 180 amino acids. The transcript is spliced from 4 exons. Gene Ontology annotation, biological process: regulation of cell cycle. The record is from RefSeq and is a predicted model, not a curated record.
UUUACUCGUAAACAAGAACGUUUUCGUUUUAUUACAACGAAAAACAUCAACGAGAAAGGAAACGGAGAAAUAUUUUGACGAUACAUUAAUUAUAAAGGUUUUAAAAUGGUAAUGGAACUAUGUAACAGAAGUUUUGGGGAUUUCAAGACGUGUCGGAGAGAAAGCCCAAUGAAAGUUGGCGAGGCAUUACAGAACGUGGUAUCGAAUGCUAGACAAGAAGGAAGGUUAGUGGCUGGGAUCACCCAAAUGGCAUCUGUCUUAGAAAGAUUUUCCCAUUCUGUUGUAAUGAUGUGCAUUGUUGAAACUAAGAUUGUUGAAACUAUGCAGAUGAAAUUAUUGGAGGCUUUUUUUACAGAGCACAAUAUAAAAGUGAUUAAGGUAGACAACUGCAGUAAACUUUUGAACAAUAGCAAAGAACUUGGUGAUAUUCAAACUGACUCUAAUCAUGACAUGGAAUCCUGGUGUAAUAUGGGAGAAGAUAGUAUUAUAGAUGAAGAAACAGACACCACUUGUCUUUUACUGACAAAUUCGAAACAUUUGACAGAAGCGGAAGAAUUUGUGUUAUCGUUUUAUGAUACGUUUAGAAAUUAUGUGAGCGAUCAGUAUCCAAUAUUAAAUAUAGAAAACAAAGUGCUUAAGUGCCAGUAAAUUAAGUUUUAAGUGUUGUUUAAUAUUAAGUUUUAAGUGUUGUUUAGUGUUGUUUUAGACUAAACUCAACAGAUUUUUAGCUUGAGACGUAAUUUGAAAUUCGAAAUGUGUUUGAAUUGUAUAGGGAUUGGAACAAAAGGAAGCAGAUUCCAAAGUUAGGCUUACCCCCCCCCCCCCCCCACGCAAUACUCAUCCAACCCCGUAAAACUCUUAACUGUGAUAUAUUUUGACAAAUGUGAUAAGAGAGAGGGAGCAUUAAGAAUUUCAUAAAUGAAUAAAUUUAUGUCAUUUGCGCAUCAUUAUCAAGUCCAGUCAUUAAAAUGGGAUUGACUAAUGUGAAAUGUCAUUUAUGUCCGUGUUGUUGCUUGUCUUGAUCACGUGACUUGACUUCGGACACGUAGACUGGUUGUUUAUGAAGAUUUAUACUUGUCAACAACAUCUAAUUACUGGGAACGUGAUAUAUGUAUUAUUUUUGUCACCGCACUAGAGGAGACAAUAAUUGUUAAUAACUACCUCGUAUUGUUAUUGCAUUCCUUUUGGAAUGAUUAAUGUUCUUAUGUAUACCAAAAUGCAAUGCUUUUUUUUUGUUAAUUUGUUUAAAAAAAGAAAUUAAAAAGUCA